AUGGCCGACGAUCAGCAAUAUCAGCAUGACCAGCAGCCUCUGCAUCCGCAGCCGCAGCACGACGGGCAGGCCGCAACGCCGCACGACGAGCAGGACAUGCACAUCGGCGAUGCCGACGGCACUUCCGACGCCAUGACGGGCGCCGCCGCGCUCGAGAGGCUCGCGGCGGCCACCGCGGCCGCUUCGGCGCACCACCACCACCAGCAGCCCGACGCCAACGCGCCGGAUAUGCCGCAGCCCCGCCUCGAGGACGUCAGCGCCGUCAUCGCAGCGGCUGCGGCCAACGGCGCGUUCGCCGCCGCCGCCGACCACGGCGCGCAGCACGAUGUCGACGGCGCGCACAUCCACGACCAAUCGAAUGCGAUGGACAUCGACGAGCCCGGAGCUACGCAGGUGCAGACCGAAGUCAACGGCGGAGAGGAUCGUGGAAACAUCGAACAGGCCGUGGCCAUCCCAGCGUCGGAGGAGCCGCAAGCCAACGCCGACGUCCCGGGCACGCCACCGGUGGCCUCUGACCAUGCUGCCCCGACGACCAAAAUUGAGGGACAGGCGGACACCGAUGGCAGCCAGCAGCAGCCGGACCCGCAGCCGCAAACCCAGCAGCAGGAACAGCAGCAGGAGCAGCAGCAGCUCGACGGUCACUCGCUGGAGCAGUCGCAGCCGCAGUCGCAGCCGCAGCCGCAGCCGCAACAGCAGCAAUCCGCCGAUGGGACCGCGCAGCCGCAGCACGGCGACCAGGAACCGCGCGUCCGCAUCGCCAGCGAAGCCGACGGCACGCCUUCGAGGGAGGCCACCGACGAUGCCGGCGCCUCGACCUCGGCCGAUGCCUCGACCAGCACGCCUCGGCCCAAAAAGGAGAGGGCCAAGCCCAAGCCGCGCUCCAAGUCGGCCACCAAGAUCACGCGCUUCCGCAAGAUCACCAGCUGCCUCCAGUGCCGAGAGAAGAAGCAAAAGUGCGACCGCGUCAAGCCCGUCUGCGGCAACUGCCGAGAGAAUCCGGGCGACGACCCCUGCCACUUUAUCGACGAGGAGCAGCGUCGGCCCACUUCCGAGGAACGCGCCGCCUCGCAGCACAUUGCCGUCGACUCGCCUCUGCCCCUCAAGCGCAAGCACGUCUCUGAGGAUACCGUCAUCGCCGGACUGAGCCCGAGCGGCUCUGGCCUGCCGCUGCUCAAGGACAGGAGGCACGCCCAGUUCCUGCAGGCGCGCAGGCAGAUGGUCGACAAGCUCGCCGUCGCCGGCAAGGACCGAGAGCGCGACUUCAACGCCCGCGUCAAUGCCGCCCGAGCCGCCGCCAUCGCCGACGUCCUCUUUGAGAGCCUCAUCGAGCUGCCGUCGGCCGAGCAGGUCUCGAGCUUGCUAUACACCUACAAGACCCAGGUCGAGCCCUUUGUCAACGUCGUCAUCACCGACAUCAACAUGGCGCGAUUCCAGAGCUUCCUGCGCUGGUGGCACUCGAAGCCCACCACGAUGCCGGCCGACCCGCCGCUGGUGCCGCUGCUGCUCGUCGUGCUCGCCCUGGCCCUCCAGACCCACCGCACGUCGAUGUCCUUCGACGGCAAGCCCCUGUCCAACGAGAAGCCCGUGCCCGGCUUCGAGUGCUCCGACGAGCGGACGCUGCUCGUCUCGGCCGGGCGCUGCCUCGACGCGCUCCAGAUCGCGUGCCCCUCGGCCUGGAGCAGCGCCUUCCAGGCUCCCAUCGACCUGAUCAAGGCCUCGCUGCUGCGCGGCAUCUGGCACAUGAACGAGCUCAACCUCCAGUUUGCCGGCACCUGCUUCGCCAUCACCACCCGCCUUGCCUACGCUGCCGGCCUCCAUCGCGACCCCAAGCACUGGUCCGGCAUGCGCAUCGAGGAGGCGCAGGCGCGUAGGAACCUAUGGUGGAACAUUGUCUUUUUCGAGGUGGCCCAUGCCCACCGCCUCGGACAGCCGCCGUGCCUGUCGCACGAAGGCUUCGACACCGGCUACCCGGACGACUACGAUGCCCUCUACGCCCUCUACGAGCGGGCAGGCCUGGCCGACCCCGACCCGAGCCGCGUCAUCCUGCCGGCCGGCCACAAGGCCUUGAUCCCGUGCACCCCGACGCGCAACAACUUCGACUACCACUGGGCUCGCUUCCGCAUCUACCACAUCUUCCUCCGCCAGAGCCAGCAGCUCUUCCGCUUCGGCAUCUCGUCGCCGCCCGACCCCAACCUGAUCGACGACUACACGCGCUGGAAGGAGCUGCUGCCGCAGCACUUCAAAGACCACUUUGCCAAGCGCGAGCAGGGUGCCGUCCGCCCCUCGGACGAGUGCCUCGCCAAGAUUGGCGCUCCGCAGCCCGUCAAGGGCAACUACGACCCUCACGGCUACGAGGAGUACGAGUCGUACCUGCAGGGCUACAACCUCGAGUUCAUGUACCACCAGAGCAUGAUCACGAUCCACAGGCCCUACAUCGACGAGCAGGGCGCGUGGAAGCCGCCGGGCUCGGUGCAGAAGAGCCUCGAGGUGUGCCUCAGCUCGGCCGAGGCCAUCAUCGCCACCGUCAGCGAUGUCCUGGCCGUCGAGCCGCCGUUCUCGAUGUUCAACAACUGCGCCUACUUUAGCUUCAACGCCGGGCUGGUGCUGGCCAUCCACUGCAAGCUGGAUCCGUCCAGCCAGAAGCAUCGACCCUCGCUCCGCGCCGCCAUGGUCAACCUGCAGCUCCUCGCCGACAUGGCGCGGCUCGGCAACAUUGCCGAGCAAGCGGGUCGCUACUGCAACACGCUCAAGCAGAUGCUCCAGGGCAGCGGCGGCGACCUGGCCCGCCUCGCAGCCUCCAUCACCGACGCAGCCCAGGACACAUCCGAGAUUGUGCAGGGCGGCGACACGAGCGGCGUCGUUGGCGCCCUCGAUCCUUCGCUGCAGGGCGAUGAUGCCGCUGGCCCCAACGGGACCGACAACGCCUCGGGCGAUGGCAAUCAGCCAGAGGGUGCCGGAGGCGCGACCGCAGCUGGUGGCUCCGACGAUAAGGCAUCGCACGAGGGUGAUGGCUUCCCAGAGACGUUCCCUGCCUAUCUGCUGCCGUUUGUCGGCCUGCCUCCGGACAUGUCGAACCUCGGACCCCAGGCCGACUACUGGUCAAUGGCCGGCUCGGCGUCGGGUCUGCCGUUCGACUUUGCACUGCCGGCGGCCGGCUCGUCUCAAUCGUCGCAGGUGCCAGGCCAGGCGGACUCGCAGGGCGUACCGCAAUCGGAAGCCACGGCGUCCAGCGACCACUGGGAUCAGCAGCAGCAUCAACAGCACCAGCCGGUCGACGAGGGCGCCGCGCACCCCGCGACGACCGAGUCCCACCCUCCGAUGGACGAGCCUUCUUCCUCGGCGACCCAGUCCCAGUCGGCCGUCGCGGCCGAACAGACGGCAGCGGAGCAGUACCAGAGCCUCUACGAGCUCUUUGCGAGUCGAAACGACGAUGCAACCCGGGGCACCGAGGUCUCGCACCUGCCCGAUCGACCGAUGUCGUUUUCGCAGCACUACAACCACCAGGCGCCCGCCAAGAGCCUGCAGACGCAGGAGCUGGCCCACUCGGCGGGCAACGGCCACGACGAGCGGCUGCUGGGCGCCAACCUGCUGUCCAAGUUCUACGAGCAGACGCAGCAGCAGAGCGCCACCCGAUCCACGGCCGGCGGCGGCGGCGGCGGCGGCGACGCCGAGUCGAGCGACCGCACCGACGCCGGCAUGACGCUCGAUGCCGUGGCCAGCGCCGCCGAGUCCGCGGGAGGCACCGCGGCCAUCAACGUGCCCAAUGCCGAGGGCUACGACAAGCAGCAGGCCGAGCAGCAGCCGCAGCAGCCCGGCGACUCGGCCGCGCCCACGUCCGAGGCGCAGCAGCUCGACACGCAGGAGCACAACAACACCAUCGCCGGCGUCUGGUAUGCUCUCGAAAACUUCAGCCAGAUGCUCAACAACAGGCAAUAG
Messenger RNA from Pseudozyma flocculosa PF-1, 3936 nucleotides. RefSeq lists its product as uncharacterized. Gene Ontology annotation, molecular function: zinc ion binding; DNA binding; DNA-binding transcription factor activity, RNA polymerase II-specific. The transcript has a single exon. Bases 1 to 3936 code for a protein of 1311 amino acids. Gene Ontology annotation, biological process: regulation of DNA-templated transcription; DNA-templated transcription. NCBI's taxonomy places the organism in Eukaryota, Fungi, Basidiomycota, Ustilaginomycetes, Ustilaginales, Ustilaginaceae. The record is from RefSeq and is a predicted model, not a curated record.